Molecule: messenger RNA, 2071 nt
Organism: Durio zibethinus
Lineage: Eukaryota; Viridiplantae; Streptophyta; Magnoliopsida; Malvales; Malvaceae
Product: 3-ketoacyl-CoA synthase 11-like
Biological process (GO): fatty acid biosynthetic process
Cellular component (GO): membrane
Molecular function (GO): acyltransferase activity, transferring groups other than amino-acyl groups
Source: RefSeq, a predicted model, not a curated record
AUUGCAACUUAUUUACUCUUUUCCCAAUCUUUCCUUCAUUUUCUUAGCGAAUUCGAAAACCAAAAAGCUACCGAUUUUUGUUCAGUUCUUUACACCGAAGUUUUCAUUUCUUGAAUUUCAGCGACUUUUCUGAUCAGGGUUUUGCUUUAGAAUCCAAAUUGUGUUUGGUUUAGAGCAAAAGGAAUGGCGCAAGAGAGUAGGCAAAGCUUGAAUGCUGAGCCUGUACAGGUCCAAACAGCUUCAUCAGAAGAAGGAAGAUCAAACAAUCUCCCAAACUUUCUGCUUUCAGUAAGGCUAAAAUAUGUGAAGCUUGGCUACCAUUACUUGAUCUCCAACGCCAUGUAUUUAAUGCUAGUGCCUCUCCUAUGCAUUGCUUCAGCUCAUCUUUCAACGCUUACUUUCCUUGAUUUUGUUCAAUUAUGGGACCAACUCAAGUUCAAUCUUAUCUCAGUUACACUUUGCUCAGGUCUCUUAGUUUUCUUGGCCACACUUUACUUCACGAGCCGCCCCAGGAAAGUCUACUUGGUGGAUUUUUCCUGUUAUAAGCCUGAAGCUGAUCGAACCUGCACCAGGGAGAUCUUCAUGGAGAGAUCUGGUCUCACUGGCAGCUUCACUGAUGAGAACUUAUCCUUUCAAAAGAAAAUCCUUGAGAGGUCUGGUUUGGGGCAGAAGACCUACUUGCCUGAGGCGGUGCUGCGUGUCCCACCGAAUCCGUGCAUGGCGGAGGCCAGGAAGGAGGCUGAGACAGUAAUGUUUGGAGCCAUUGAUGAGCUCUUGGCGAAAACUGGUGUCAAGGCUAAGGAUAUUGGAAUCCUUAUUGUGAAUUGCAGCUUGUUCAAUCCUACACCAUCUCUUUCCGCCAUGGUUAUGAACAGAUACAAGCUUAGAGGGAACAUUUUGAGCUACAAUCUAGGCGGAAUGGGAUGCAGUGCUGGGCUCAUUUCUAUAGACCUUGCUAAACAGCUGCUACAGGUGCAACCGAACUCUUAUGCCUUGGUGGUAAGUAUGGAGAACAUUACUCUCAACUGGUACUUUGGCAACGACCGAUCAAUGCUCGUCUCAAAUUGCCUCUUCCGUAUGGGUGGUGCUGCAAUCCUUCUCUCCAACCGGUCCUCCGAUCGCCGCCGCUCCAAGUAUCAACUUAUUCACACCGUACGAACCCACAAAGGGGCUGACGAUAAAUGCUAUAAGUGUGUCUUCCAACGCGAGGAUGACACCAAAAGAAUUGGCGUUUCCCUCUCGAAAGACCUUAUGGCUGUCGCUGGAGAAGCUCUCAAAACCAAUAUCACCACUCUCGGGCCAUUAGUUCUUCCAAUGUCCGAGCAACUCCUGUUUUUUGUCACUUUGGUUGCGAGGAAAGUCUUCAAAAUGAAGAUCAAACCAUACAUUCCAGAUUUCAAGUUGGCUUUCGAGCAUUUUUGCAUUCAUGCAGGAGGAAGAGCUGUGCUAGAUGAGCUUGAGAAAAACCUUGAUCUCACGGAUUGGCACAUGGAGCCAUCGAGGAUGACUCUUUACAGGUUUGGAAACACUUCAAGCAGUUCUUUGUGGUAUGAAUUAGCUUACUCUGAGGCAAAAGGAAGAAUCAGAAAAGGUGAUAGAACAUGGCAGAUUGCUUUCGGCUCAGGAUUCAAGUGCAACAGUGCGGUUUGGAAGGCAUUGAAGAACAUCAAUCCUGCCAAGGAGAAGAGUCCUUGGAUUGAUGAAAUUGACGACUAUCCUGUUCAUGUGCCUAGGGUUGCAACAGUUGGUUCUUCCUAAAUACCAUAACUAUCAUUAAGGAGAGAACAUUAAUUACUAUUUAGUAUUAUGAUUUAUUUCAUACAUGGUUAAUGUGUUAAUUUGAAGGUUAAUUCCAAGUUAGAAGCAAAAAAAAAACACAUCUUCCAUCACUUUUUCACAUUUUCCUUUUUAGUAUUAUAAAAAUAAUUGAUUAAUGAAUGUAAAUCUUACACAAAGAAAUGUUACUUAUUCCCUUAUUUGUUGAACAAAUUUGUUGCCUACCUAUUUAUUUGGUAUAUUGUGUUGGAAUUACUAUAAACUUGAGGCUUCAGUUUAAUAUAAGAAAAAAAUU